This is a messenger RNA of Punica granatum (pomegranate), 1163 nucleotides long. NCBI's taxonomy places the organism in Eukaryota, Viridiplantae, Streptophyta, Magnoliopsida, Myrtales, Lythraceae. The record is from RefSeq and is a predicted model, not a curated record.
GUCUACCCGUCGUGGGCGUGCGUUCAUUUCGUUCUGUCAGAGCUCCGACGGAAUUAGGGUUUUCUCCGGUGCAAAAUCUUCGCAAUCCGAAGGUGAAAUCGAGGAGGUCAACGAUCAAUCCUUUGGUGCAUAACUUCUAUCGGUGACGGCCAUCAGAAAAUGAUGGAUCUGGAAACAGAGAAUCGGAUAGCUGCCAUUCUAAUGAAAGAAGCGGCUGAAUUGCGACGGCAAGCUGAGCAGGAAGGAGUUCUUUCUUAUCUUCAGCAGCCCACUGUACGGGGUCGGCCAAAUUCCCGGUUUCUCACUGCAACAGUUCUUGGGGUACAGCAAGCAAAUAAAGCAGUGGAAGUGAAUGAGAUGUGGCGAGUCCGUCAAAAGGAGCUGGAGCUUGAUAAUCGGCUUAAAGGACGAUCCAGGGAUGACAGUAGAAAUGGCAGGAUCCACCACAAGGAUACUGUCUCAACCUCUAGAAGUGUGACCAAGAGGCUAUCAGUCAGUGAUGACGCUGGUGGUGCUACAUGUUCUUCUCGUACAAGUGUACACGAGGCAAUUGAAGCAAAUGUAGAUGCAGGCUUAAAGGAUGAAGAGGUUGAGGAGUUCCUGCACUCAAGGGUUAAACGAGGAAGAGGUUCAAUAGGUUCGAGAAUGGAUGAAACCGGCCCUUUUCUCCCCUCCAGAGAGGAUGCAGAGGAGAAGAUCUCAUUAAACCCUGAUGCUUGGGCCCAGCGAGUCGUGCAUGGUCCAAAGAGGCCACUUGAGCUCAAGUCCUACGAAUCCUCCGAAGAAGAGACAUCCAAAGACAGGCAGAAGAAGGCAAAGAAAGAUCGCUCGGAGAGCUCUAAGAAGAAGCACUCUCAUAAGCACAGAUCAAAAGAGAAGUCUAAGGAUCGAAAGAAGGAGGAGAAGAAAUCUAGAGGCGAAAGGAAGAAGAAAGACGGAAAAAGACGCAGAGAGUAGAUCUUUUGCAUUGUUGUUCAUACACCAGCACUAGAUGAGUUGUUUCCAGUAACUUGCUGUAGUUCGGGCUUAUGUAUAAUGAAAAUAGUUUUCCAUGAGAAUUGAAAUUUGAGGGUUAUGAGACUUUUUCAAGAAGUCGAGAUUUAAAGCUACAAAUUAUCCCCGAAGUCUGGAACAAACACCUGCCUGGAUCUAUCUUUGCUUCU